Belonocnema kinseyi is the source of this 2779-nucleotide messenger RNA. Its product is annotated as ankyrin repeat and KH domain-containing protein mask-like. The coding region runs from base 122 to 1726 and encodes 534 amino acids. NCBI's taxonomy places the organism in Eukaryota, Metazoa, Arthropoda, Insecta, Hymenoptera, Cynipidae. Gene Ontology annotation, molecular function: protein binding. The transcript is spliced from 4 exons. The record is from RefSeq and is a predicted model, not a curated record.
GAUAUGUUCGUUCGGUGACGCCUCGCUUAUUGAAAAAUUUACGUCAUUCCGGAGAAAUAAAAAAUCGAAUUUAACAUAGUGAGACAGUUCGCGCACGUGUUUUUAUUUGAAAUAUUUUAUUAUGCCAAGUGAAAUGUCUGCAAUCACAUCUGAGGGACAACCCUUUCAGCUGCAAUUCCCAAAGUUGUAUGCUGCAAUACAACUGUUUGUACAAGUUGCUUGUGGCAAUGUGAGUGAAAUUAGGUCAAAAUUAAUGGAGGAAACAGAAUGUGUCCACAUGCAGUUAAAUGGUGAAUCUUUAUUGCACAUGGCUUGUGAACACGAACAUGUGGAAUUGGUGCAGCUUUUGUGCGAAAAUUGGGCCACAGUUGACGCACAAAACUGGUUUGGAGAAACACCACUCCGGAUUGCAGUGUCCUCUGGAAAUUGUAGUAUAGUCAAGGUUCUGCUGAAUAAUGGAGCUGAUCCAGAGGGGUGUUUCAAAAUGGCUAUUGAAAACGAAGACAGAAAUAUGGCUCUCCUUCUUUAUAACCACGGCACUAUCUUCGACAUUUGCCAAUCACGGUGUUCGAAUUCGCAAUUAUUAGAGGAAUUUUUUGAAAUAAUGCUUAGUGAAGGUAAAAUAAACGUUAACGACACUAUUGAAGCUGAAUUUAAUUUCAAUUGGUUAACCUAUGAGAGAAGCGUCCAGCCACUGCAUGCAGCAGUCUUUGCUGGGCACUUCAAUCUAGUGAAGAAACUAGUUAACCUAGGAGCAAACGUUAACAAGGAAUUGGAAUCGAGGCGAACCCCUUUGCACUUAGCACUAAUGAGUUCAAGGAAUGAAUUCAAAUCAAAUAUCGCUAAAAUUCUCCUUGAUUGUGGAGCUGAUGUUAAUGCUGUAGAUUACGAGGAUUAUACACCAAUAUUCUAUGCAGAAACUGAUACACUGUUGGAAAUACUUAUAGUUAGAGGAGCGAAUCUGAACCACUAUUCACAUAUUAAUGACUGCACUCCUCUUUCAUACAUGAUUUCGAAACGUUUAUCUGAAUGCGUAGACGUUCUGUUGUGGCAUGGAGCCGACGUAAAUAAGAGAGACUCUGAUGAACGUGCCAUUCUAGAGAGAAAUCUAUGUUGGAUCUACGAUCAAAAUCCUUGUUUGAUGGAAUCACUCAUCCAUAGCACAAAAGAUUUACAGCUUGCAAUCAGUCGUUAUGGACACUACAAUUUCGAAGAAGAAUUUAAUGAUGAGAUUGAAAAUAGUAUUCAAAAAUUUUCUGUAAUGGUUGCAAAAAGAGCAGUUUUGGACAAUAUAAGCAUCCAUUUAGAAAGUUUAGAUCCACUUAAUAGUGAAGACUCUGCGUAUCACUUUUUUUGCACAACAUUCCGUAUUUGCGAAAAUGAACUUCUCCAAAUGAAGGAGACGAAAAGCAAAAUUCUUAAUUUCAGUCUCUUUGAUAUCUUGUGUAUGCCAAUAAAUAAACUUUUGAAUUAUACGAAUAAUAAGAACCUGAAAAAUUUGAAGUCAGACAGUAUGAAACAACAGUUUCCUUUUUACGCUGAAAUUUUGCAAAGACACAUUGCGAUUGCAAGGAAACGGAGGAACUUAAUUGAAACGAAUAUAAAAGCUUUCCAAAAAGUACUCGUUGAUAAGAAAAAUAUACGUUUGUCACAUAAUGUUCUUUUCUCUAUUAUGCAAUUUUUAAGCAGCACGAGUCUAACUUCUUUGAAAAACAGCCUUGUUUAAUUUGUUGUAUUUCAUUGUCUUACCAUGUCGGACUCUAGUCGAAAUGAAGUCAUUUAAAACUAAGCGGCUUGAUGUUCUCUACGGGCAAAAAUUGGAGGCAAAAAUUCAAGGACGAAAGGUGUGAUGAACAAACCUGGAACACUUUUAAAUGCUAUUUCUUGUCUAAGAUCAUGUCAUUAAUCAUCGUACAAAAAGGUACUAUCAACGGAUACUGGUCACCACAGAAGGACCCUUGCUGGCGGAUGAAUUCCCAAAAUUUGAAGUCAAAGAUGAACCCUUCAAGUCGAAAAACUAGUAGCUAGGGCAUUUUAGAUGUCGGAAUUUCGAAAAACCAAUUUCCGAAAGAACACAUCUAGUAAAUUUGACACUUCUCCAGAAGGGACGCGAACUGUCAAGAAAGAAGUUCGAGAAUAACUUCAGGAUAAAGUAAUUUAUACCAAAAAUUUCAGAAUACGUGAGGACCGCAGCCUUCCAGGUUAAUAAUGCUCACGUUUAUAAAGAGGAGCACCACCCACGCACAGUUCUUCUCAUCCAUAUCACGUCGGUUCAUCAGCUGUAAACUCUGGCAGCAAAUAUAUGUCCGCCAUGAUGUCAACACAUUGACCAAAGCAAACAAUAAUAGUAUUGAACUCUUAUUGUGAUAAGUGUGCUUUUUUCACUUUUUUUAAAAUGAUAGUUAUUUUCAUUAUAUUGUUACACCGAAAAAAGGUUGUCAAUGUCUUUUAAUAAUUAGCCGAAUUGAUUUUAGAGAAUUCGGUGUUUCUUUAUUAAUUCAAGUUUUGAUACAAGUGUGCAAACGUAGAUAUAGAUUAGAACUGACGAAGGGCCACAUGCUGGUCCUAUUUAUACUCUAAUAGAAGUAGGUCAGCUCAACCGAAAAGGAAAGGCAAAUGGGGAACGGGGUCCAAGUUAAAUGCGUAACACUCCCCUUUUCAGAUAAGGUUUAGUCCUCUAAAGCUAUUUUAAAUUUUUUAGGCUCAAUCGGUUCCAUUAAGUUCACUAAAGGUUGAGCAGAGGCAGUAUAAGUUACAAUUUGUGGAGUAAUAUGGUUUU